AAUAAAAAAUGUGUGAUGUGCAUGGCAUUGCUGAUUGCCAAAGAAGUCGCCGCUUUCGCUUUUGAGAAAACUUGUGAAUGGGUUUGAGCGGUGUGAGAAAAUAUGCUAGUUCGCGUGUGCAUGUAUGGGUAUAGGGUCACUUGCAUUCACUUUGCUCGCUCGCACAGUGGAUUAUUAUGGUGUUUUUUUUUUGGGGAAUUGAACUAGAGCGUGGAAUAAGGAAAAGCUAGGGGCAGUGAAUAAUUCGUUACACGUGGCUUCCAAAGUCAGUGAUAUAAGCAAUAAAGUUAUUCAGCUGGAGAAAUAAGUUUAAAGCUCGAUACCCGAGAUAGCAAGUUUUACCAAAAAAUAGUAUAAGCAGAAAUUGGAGGCAGCAAAGGCAUAGCCAAACAGCAACACACUUAACAGGAUCACCACCACUAACAGCAGCAGCAGCAGCAGCAAAAAUGAAUGUCGAGAUCACGCCAAACUACUCGUACAUUUUCGAUUUCGAGAAUGAGUUCAUCCACCAGGAUACACGUGUCUGGAUGGUCAAAAACUGGACCUACGUGUUUUACUACUGUGGGAUCUAUAUGGCGGUGAUCUUUGGUGGUCAGCACUUCAUGCAGAAUAGACCGAGGUUCGAGCUACGCGGUCUGCUAGCGAUAUGGAACACGUUACUAGCAAUGUUCAGUAUAAUGGGUGCCUGUCGGACAGCACCGGAGCUAGUACACGUACUAAGACACUAUGGUCUCUUCCAUUCAGUCUGUGUUCCUAGCUUCAUCGAACAUGACCGCGUGAGUGGAUUUUGGACAUGGCUCUUCGUUCUGUCCAAGCUGCCAGAAUUGGGCGACACCGUGUUCAUCGUGCUGAGAAAGCAGCCUCUUAUCUUCCUGCAUUGGUACCACCACAUCACUGUCCUGAUGUACUCGUGGUUCUCGUACACCGAGUACACCGCCUCGGCCCGUUGGUUCAUCGUGAUGAACUACUGUGUUCACUCGGUUAUGUACUCGUAUUAUGCUCUGCGUGCCCUCAACUUUAAGCCUCCUCGCUCGAUUGCUAUGCUAAUCACAACCCUCCAGCUGACGCAGAUGGUGGUUGGCUGUGCGAUCAAUGUGUGGGCCCAUGGGUUCCUGCAAACCGCCGGCAAGGGAAGCUGUAACAUUUCGGAGAUGAACAUCAAACUUUCGAUCGCAAUGUACUUCAGCUACUUUGUCCUGUUUGCACGCUUCUUCUACAAAACCUACCUCUCGACGAACGCACGCAAGGGCAAACGCUCGGUCAAAUCUUCUUCCAGCAGUGGAGGGGUUGAGUACAGCAGUAAACAAAAUAUGGCACCGAUUAGUGGCAGCUUUACGACGGUAGCACAAACCGAUAAGGUCAAAGCACAGUAAACGGCUCAGGGCUGCUGCACACUUGCAUUGAAGCACAUAAUAUACCAAGAGAACAAAAUUCACCGAGGAAAAACUUUCUUGCACCGAUUCUCAAGCACUACCUUCUGUUACCAUCAUCAAGUCAGGAUAUGUCAGGGUGUCAGGUCAUUUGUCCGUUAGUCAUCCAUCGCAAGACCUCGCGCGGCCGCUUUCCAUUAGUAGCGGGUGUCUGCAGCAUAAGUAAAACACAAAGCAAUAACACAAUUUCCGAGAUUAAAGAAACGAACCCCAAGAGAGGAGGUGAGUCGAACA
This is a messenger RNA of Toxorhynchites rutilus septentrionalis, 1664 nucleotides long. It is a transcript of the gene Baldspot, whose product is annotated as elongation of very long chain fatty acids protein 6. The coding region runs from base 447 to 1373 and encodes 308 amino acids. The record is from RefSeq and is a predicted model, not a curated record. NCBI's taxonomy places the organism in Eukaryota, Metazoa, Arthropoda, Insecta, Diptera, Culicidae. The transcript has 4 exons. Gene Ontology annotation, molecular function: fatty acid elongase activity. Gene Ontology annotation, biological process: sphingolipid biosynthetic process; fatty acid elongation, polyunsaturated fatty acid; fatty acid elongation, monounsaturated fatty acid. Gene Ontology annotation, cellular component: endoplasmic reticulum membrane.